Messenger RNA from Cutaneotrichosporon oleaginosum, 873 nucleotides. RefSeq lists its product as uncharacterized. Gene Ontology annotation, biological process: regulation of DNA-templated transcription. Gene Ontology annotation, molecular function: DNA-binding transcription factor activity, RNA polymerase II-specific; zinc ion binding. The record is from RefSeq and is a predicted model, not a curated record. Lineage: Eukaryota; Fungi; Basidiomycota; Tremellomycetes; Trichosporonales; Trichosporonaceae.
AUGUCCAGCGACGAGCACGACGGGCCUCCCGCAAAGAUGCCGCGCACGCGCAUUGCCCGAGCGUGCGAGAACUGCCGCGCCCGCCGCAAGAAGUGCCAACCCCCUUAUCCAUGCCAGGCAUGCCGUGAUGCCGGUCUCCCCGACUGCCUCGUCCGCGAUAAGCCGCGCCCUAUGCGGCGCCGGCGGUCGCAGCAGGCAACGAGCGCGCCUAUCGAGGGAUCCAUGUAUCCGCAACGCACGCGCUUUCUUCACUCCAUCGAUGAGGAGCUGGAACGGCUGUACGCUGCUCAGACUGGCAUCACCGUGUCUCUCGCGCUUGAGGAGGCACCGACUCACCCCGACUGCAAUCUCCUUACCCCACUUCCUGAGCUGCCCGAGCCGCUGCCUCCAAGUGCUGCCAAGGCCAUGCAGACAUUCUGCGACCACAUGUUGCCAUUCUGCAGCUACAUGACUGCCCCCAGAGUUCUCAGCCUUUUCGAGCGCUAUCUCUCUGCGCCACACACUUUAUCCCCUGAUCAGACCGCCCUCAUGUACUCGUGUCUUGCUUUGGGAUAUAACCGCCUCCGAACCUUCGGAGACAGUCGACAAGCACGCGACGUGCCGGACAACGAGCGGACAGACGUGCCGUAUUUCCGGCAUGCCAUCCAUGUCCUUGACAAGUGGGGUAGUGCAAGCUUUACAUCGCUUCACACCCUUUCUGGGCUGUGGUACUACUCCACGAUCGCGUGCACGUCCGAAACAUGUCGGGAGAUCGUUUCGUGGAUGAUCGCACAGGCCAAGGAUCUCGGGAUUCACCAAGAUCAGGGAGGGUCGGCGUACUCGCCCUCUGAUCGUGCCGACCUCAUGUUUGUCCAGGUGCUGUACUCUCACUAG